Molecule: messenger RNA, 2072 nt
Organism: Nematolebias whitei (Rio pearlfish)
Lineage: Eukaryota; Metazoa; Chordata; Actinopteri; Cyprinodontiformes; Rivulidae
Gene: znf276
Product: zinc finger protein 276
Exons: 12
Coding region: 96-1994 (632 amino acids)
Biological process (GO): regulation of transcription by RNA polymerase II
Cellular component (GO): nucleus
Molecular function (GO): zinc ion binding; transcription coregulator activity
Source: RefSeq, a predicted model, not a curated record
ACAUUUUCUCCAGCUGUUAUUAUCUGUGCAGAUUCACGGCAGCAGAACACUAUUUACACGAUCAACUUCUGGUGGUUCAACAACACAAACAAACAAUGAAGAAGAAAGUCAGACGUCUUAGGACUUCAGAGCGCAUGCAACAAACUGGCAAGGUACAAACGGCAGCAGAUGUAAGUGAAGAUAAAAUGCCAUUUAGCAGCAGUGGAAAACUGUGGAAGACUGUUACCCCGACUGCUGGCAGCAUUUGUCCUGACAGUUCAGAAACAGAGAAAACAGCUGACUUGGACUUCAGCUUGAACAAAGCAGACGACGCACAGAAACAUCCCGAGAGCAAGUCCAGAUCUUCAGGCCGUCUGUCAGCUGCCGUCUGUCGGCUUUGCCACGGAAAGUUCUCCCCGCGCAGCCUGCGGCACGCAUUUAACAAGUGGUCUCAGGAUUCUCUGGAAAUUGUUGACGAUUCAGAUGCUGCAACCCAGUCUCCACUUUUGUUUCAUACUGACUUCCAGCGGUUGGUUGGGGUCCAACUAAACCGUGACCCCCGACUUUCAGAGUUUAUCUGCAAAAAAUGUUUCACAAAGUUCUACAAGUGCCACAGCAUCCUGAUCAGGUUUCUGCAGAGGGUCAACCUGCCGCCUGUCGGAAAGGAGAACCUACAAAGUCGGAAGAAUGCAAAGAGUCCAAAUUCCUCAAUAAACCAUAGUUUGAGAGCAACGUCAAAUUUUUCAUCAGACCCCAAGUGCCUCCAAAGCCUGGUGAACUGGGCACACCAUCAUGGAGAGGCUUGCCAUUCCUGUCCUGACCUGAAGGAGGUGCUGGAGGGCCAGUGUUGGGGCUCCAUGAAGGCUGUGUGGGGCUGUGUCGAUGGUCACAGAUACAUCAUGGAUGCUCAGUGCACCACUGCUUCCUACUCAGAUAACACAGUGAAUUCUAGCAGCGGAGCGUUAAGAAGGGGGAAUGGUGACGGAGUAAUGUCAGAGGAGGAGGGACGGGAACAAGAAGAUGAAGAGGAUGAGGAGGAAGUGCCUGGUGGCAAUGAAAGAACAUCAGUGGGAAGUUUAAGCACUCUGGCUCAGCAAAGUCUACCCUCAGAUGCAGUAAAGAUACAGAACUUGGCACAGGAUGAGUGGACCGGCAGCAGUGAAGAUCUUCCAGGCCACGAGGAGCUGAUGUCUCCAAGUGCAGCACCGUUGCAGGACCGGACUGCAGACAGUGAUCUAUCCGACAGGGGGAUCUCUGAGGACGAGUUUGAGGAGAUUAGAGGAGGAGGAGACGAGCUGGAUGAAGAGUUUGAGCCGUACUCUGACAAGAGAGCUCGCAGGCUGAAUGUCGUCAGCAAAAGAAGGCAAAGCCCAAAAACCCCCGAGGAGCCCAGAGCCCGAAAGAAACCUGGACCCAAACCAGGCUGGAAGAACAAGUUCAAACCCAAAGGAGAGGAACUUCCCAACAUUUACAAGUGUCCUUAUCAGGGCUGCACAGCUGUCUACAGAGCUCCUGAUGGUCUGAAGAAACACAUCAAGGAGCAUCACGAGGACAUGCGGGAACGGCCCUGUCCCCAUCCUGGCUGCAACAAGGUUUUCAUGAUCGAUCGCUACCUGCAGCGACACGUCAAGCUCAUCCACACAGAGGAAAGGAACUACAUUUGUGACCAGUGUGGUCAAACAUUCAAACAGAGGAAACAUCUGUCAGUUCACCAGAUGAGGCAUUCAGGAGCCAAACCACUCCAAUGCGAGGUGUGUGGAUUCCAGUGUCGCCAGAGAGCGUCACUAAAGUACCACAUGACCAAACACAAGGCUGAGGCAGAUCUGGAGUUUGAGUGUCUGAUGUGCAGGAAGCGUUUCGAGAAAGCCCACAACCUGAAUGUCCACAUGUCCAUGGUGCACCCGCUGACUCAAGCAGAGGCUCAGAGGGGGGGCAGCCAGCAGCAGCAGCAGUACACUGACCUGCAGACUAUCAGUCUGACCGGAGAAGUGGUCCAGCAAGACCAGGACAGGUGACAACAAGGGGUCCAGGUCUGCUGAAUGGUAUUGAGGUUUGGGGGCUGGGACGUUUCUGGACGUGAUGUUUGAUACAAA